AAUCAUCCUAAGGUGCAUAAUAAAAAUACUAGCACAAUAGCACCUUUGUAAAAAGGGAAAAAUAGUUUCAGUUGGAUUGGUUGGCAAUAUGGGUGCUAAGCCUUAAUCGGUAGACAGGCAGGCAGGCGAGUAGGCACACGUAUACACAAGAUCGUUUCUGUGUGGUGGUUAUACAAUUGAUUACAAAAUAAAUUCCAUUUAAAUUUGUUUCAAUUGUGAAAACAAGAUAAGCAACCGAGUAUCAACCGGUUCGCAUAUACACACAUCUUCCUUCUAAUUUUAAAUAACUUUCUUCAUCUUUCUCAAGUGAACUUUUGUUCUUGUUGUUGUUCUUCUCUGGAUCGUAACUUUUAUUAAAAAGAAAACUCAAAAGAUGGAUGGAAUUAAAAAGAAAAUGAUUGCAAUGAAGUUGGAGAAAGAGAAUGCUAUGGAAAGAGCUGUUCAAUAUGAAGAACUACUUAAAAAGAAAGAAGAAGAACGUGAAAAAAAGGAAAGUGAAAUUGCUGAACUCAACACUAAAAUGAAACAAGCUCAAAUUGAAUGUGAUGGAAUACAAGAAACACUACAAGAACAAAUGAAUAAACUAGAAGAGACUGAUAAACGUGCAACAAAUGCUGAAGCUGAAGUUGCUGCAAUGACACGAAGAAUUCGUUUGCUGGAAGAAGAUUUGGAGGUUUCGUCAAGCCGACUUACUGAAACUCUGGCUAAAUUGGAAGAAGCCAGCAAAACUGCUGAAGAAAGUGAACGUGGACGGAAAGAUCUUGAGAUCCGUUCUAUUGCUGAUGACGAACGUCUUAGUCAAUUAGAAGACCAACAGAAGGAAGCCAAGUAUAUCGCAGAAGAUGCAGACCGUAAAUAUGAUGAAGCUGCACGUAAAUUAGCUAUCGCCGAGGUUGAUUUCGAAAGGGCUGAAGCACGUCUUGAGGCAGCAGAAAGCAAAAUAGUAGAACUUGAAGAGGAAUUACGUGUUGUCGGUAAUAAUAUGAAAGCUCUUGAAAUCUCUGAACAAGAGUCAGCCCAAAGAGAAGAAAGUUAUGAAGAAACUAUCCGAGAUUUAACUGAACGAUUAAAGGCUGCUGAACAACGAGCUGCUGAAGCUGAACGUCAAGUCUCCAAAUUACAAAAUGAGGUUGAUCAUUUGGAAGGUGCGAUUCUCCCGUCGAUGCAUAACAUGCUUGCUCAAUAACAGUGUGCAUGCAUAAGCAUGUAAUGCAUUUUUAGGCAUAACCUUAUACGGUUUACUCACUUGAGUUCAUGCGUCCACACACACACAGACACUCAAAGACACUUGUUUAAAGUGUCUUGACCGUAGAUAUUCUCCAAAACCGCAUGUCUCUGUCAUGGAGGAGAGAGGCAUAUGUGCGUGCGUGCGAGCCUGUGUGUGUUUAAGGAGUUCCUUUCUUCCUGGGUAUUAGUUUUCAUAUUUCCUCCUUAUUUUACUUGUAUGCCUUGACUGCUUGCUGUGUGCUUAUAAUAUAACAAAUUCAAAUUGAAAUUAAUACAGGCUGAAUCUCGAGCUAACGCUGCUGAAGCUGACGUCAACCGACGUGUUUUGGAUAUUAAAAAGGCUAAAGAACGCAUAGUAACAGAGCGUACUAUGUAUGAAACAUUACGCAAAGAAAUGGACACGAUGAUCAAUGAGUUUCAUUCAAUUUGAUCGAUACCGCUAGCAGCCCCUCUCAUUCUCUUUCAUCUGCUUCAAUACAUUUUACAAUUUUGCAUGUAUUGUAACAUUUUUUGUUGUUGAGAGGGAGGACGCCGACAGCGGUGAAGAGUUUUGAGGUGGCGAG
Messenger RNA from Trichobilharzia szidati, 1790 nucleotides. The record is from the annotation of a GenBank genome assembly. Lineage: Eukaryota; Metazoa; Platyhelminthes; Trematoda; Strigeidida; Schistosomatidae.